UUUGUAGUUGUAAAAGCGACCGCCGCAAACGUGCACGAAAAUUUUUCGUUCGUCUCGAGUACGAGUAACUAUUAUACGUUCGAAGCGCGAUCGGUCGAUUCGAAUAACGUUUUCGGUAUUAUUGUUCGCGCGGCGUGGUGUGGCGUGGCGUGGCGUGGCGUGGUGAAGCGCGACGUUCAAUUUUUUUGGCCGAAUUUGAGAAAUUUUUGUGUCCGAUGCUAAAAAUGCUAUCCAAGUUGAGAAACGGAUGAAAAAUUAACCACGGCGCGGCGAUCAUGAAUCAUCACGUAGCACGUUGUUUUUCGAUCAGAGUUUCGAAAAUUAUCGCAUAAUACGUCGUAUUAUCGAUGAUCGUACUCGUAGUUUUGUUUAUGGUGAAUUUUUUCUUAUAAGCUUAAUUAUUAACUCGCGAUCACGAAUGUUAAUUGGUGCUUCAGUGUGCAUCGUUAUUUGACCAGCAGCAUAGGUACUGCGGUGUUGGUGAGAUCAUCGUGUGUGUGUGUGUGUGUGGAUCGGCGGCAGACAGCAGGCGAAACGACACGUUUUGCUUCACAACACGUCGCGUCGUCAUGUGGCCGAUCUAAAGCUGGGAAAUACCCUGCCGAAAACUUGGCCAAGGUGCGCGUGCGGUAGAAAGUGGACGGUAUCGGACAUCUCGAUAAAUAAGCGCCUCAAUGCGAAUCGAUGAUCGUAGCAGCCUAGUCGUACUAGCAUUCGUACUGGUGAAGAGGAAAAUCUACAAGAAGCUCGUGAGGAAGAGAAAAUCGCGAGGAGGCGGCGGCGCUGCAGUGGAAAAGAAGCAGAAGAAAAAGGAAGUUAUCAUUUCGCCGUAAUAAAACCGGCGUAGUGGGGGGUGCUGUGUGCAAAGGUAAUUGUUGCUGCUGCCGCCGAUGCGCAGAGCAGCUGCAGUCGCGAGAUCCUUCGUCGACGCGUAACGACGGCGCCGGCGCGACCCACCUAACAUCGCAACCACGAUCCGCUCAGGCGCCGACCUCUGCCGCCAGCUAUAACUCGGCUUCGGGCACCGCCGCUGCCGCUGCUGCCGCCGCCGCAGCCGCGGCUUCCGCGUCAAAUUCCAAAUCAUCCGCCGCAGCGCAAUCGUCCGCGAGUCCGUCCGGCAAAGGUAGCGGCCCAGCAGAUCCGCCCAAGGAGGACGAUGCCGGUGGCGGCGAUCAGGCGGGCGGAGGGGGCGGUCAGACGACGUGUCUGAACAACUAUCUGACCAUCAAGGAGCUGCACGAUAUCGAAGAGGAAGACGAUCAGCUCGAAGAAGAUCCCAUAUCCGAAAGUUCCAACUCGUUGUUGAUUUUAAACAAAGUGAAAACGUCUCUGUCAACGUUAUCGGCGUCCGGCGCUUAUCAGCAGCAUCCGCAAUUGCAAAAGUGCGAGAGCCGCAAAAAGAAACGUAAUUUGAGGACUCGGUCGGCGACCAGUAGCAGCACUAGUUCGGAUAAUACAUGCGGAAGCGCGAGCGCCGGUAUCUCCAGCAUCGCAUUGAACAGAAUGCAGGCCGAGCAGGGAAGCAUCGGUGAUUUACAAAAAUAUCAUAAUCGAUAUCUUCGCAGUCGUCGACAUACUCUUGCCAACGUUAGAUUCGACGUUGAAAAUGAAGCGUCAGCCGGCGACAAGCUGUCUCUGGAAACGGGCGGAACCUCGCCGUCUUCGGGCGGCUUGGUUUUGCAAAAUUUCCCUCAGAGACGAGAGUCGUUCCUGUAUAAAUCGGAUUCCGAUUUUGAAAUGUCUCCGAAAUCCAUGUCCAGAAAUUCGUCCAUUGCCAGCGAAAGGCUAAAAGAAUCGGAAACAUUAUUGGAACGAUCUCACGGAGAAGAUUUAAUCGUAACACCAUUCGCGCAAAUAUUAGCCAGUUUAAGAAGUGUACGCAAUAAUUUCGUUAGUUUAACGAACGUUCCAACGCAAAAAUCGAGAAGGUCUUCGGGGUCUUCUUCGGCAACGCAGCAACAAAACAGAGUUUUAUCGCCCGGAGAUGAAGCGUACGUUAAAUUAUCCGUCGAAACGAUGGAUGAAUUGGAUUGGUGCUUGGAUCAGCUGGAAACUAUACAAACGCAUAGAUCAGUCUCCGAUAUGGCAUCGUUGAAGUUUAAACGAAUGUUAAAUAAAGAGCUUAGCCAUUUUUCCGAGUCGAGUAGAUCUGGUAACCAGAUUUCCGAAUACAUCUGUUCCACGUUCCUUGAUAAACAACAAGAAUUAGAUUUACCUACUUUAAGAAUAGAAGAUAGUCUGAAAACUUUAGAAAGCACCAAAACUGCAACGAAGAACAAAAAAAAGCCUACCGACAAGAAUGGAGGCACACCUAUGUCUCAUAUAUCGGGCGUAAAACGUCCUCUAUGCCAUGCUAAUAGCUUUACCGGCGAAAAGUUACCAAAAUACGGCGUCGAGACUCGAUUCGAAGAAGAACUAGGCCAGACUUUGGCCGAAAUCGAUAGAUGGGGUAUCGAUAUAUUUAGGAUAUCUGAAUUAUCGGAUAACAAGCCAUUGACAGCUGUCGCUUAUACAGUCUUUCAAGCACGAGAUCUGUUGAAAGCUUUUAUGAUUCCUGCAAAAACGUUUGUCACAUUUAUGAUGACCUUGGAAGACAAUUACCUUAAAGAUAACCCAUUCCAUAAUAGUACGCAUGCAGCUGACGUUACCCAGUCUACCAACGUAUUGUUGAAUUCGCCUGCACUAGAGUCUGUGUUCACACCAUUGGAAGUAUGCGCGGCCUUAUUCGCCGCUACUAUACAUGACGUCGAUCAUCCUGGAUUAACUAACCAAUUUCUUAUCAAUUCGAGUUCCGAAUUGGCGUUAAUGUACAACGACGAAUCGGUGUUAGAAAAUCAUCAUUUAGCUGUCGCAUUUAAGCUGUUACAAAACGAAGGUUGCGAUAUUUUUCUAAAUUUAAGCAAAAAACAACGACAGACUUUAAGAAAAAUGGUCAUCGAUAUGGUUUUGUCAACCGAUAUGUCAAAACAUAUGAGUCUAUUAGCCGAUUUAAAAACAAUGGUUGAAACCAAAAAGGUGGCCGGAUCCGGUGUUUUGUUACUAGAUAAUUACACCGACCGUAUUCAAGUACUAGAAAAUUUGGUGCAUUGCGCCGAUCUCAGCAACCCGACCAAACCUUUGCCGCUGUAUCGCCGAUGGGUGGAUCUCCUAAUGGAGGAAUUCUUCCUGCAAGGAGACAAAGAGAAAGAGCAGAACCUAGAUAUUAGUCCAAUGUGCGAUAGGCAUAAUGCUACUAUCGAGAAAUCUCAGGUUGGCUUUAUCGAUUACAUCGUGCAUCCUUUAUGGGAAACUUGGGCCGAUCUAGUUCACCCGGACGCCCAAGAUAUUUUAGAUACAUUGGAAGAAAAUCGUGACUGGUAUCAAAUAUUUCCUUUGCAAGGUAUGAUUCCGCCGAGUCCUCCACCUCAGGACGAACCAGUGAGCGGCGGCGGCGACGAUAAAUCCGAAUCAGCCAGCUCGGGCGUGAGUAACAUUCGUUUCCACGUGACUGUCGAAGAAGGCGACGACGACGACGAUAUGAACGAUGGUUCGAGUUUCGGCGGAGCGACUUUUUCCGAAAUGUGACUAGAUCGGCGAAGCCAACGCGAAGAUGGGCUGCCGAGUGCAGCAUCUGCAGGCUCAGGCUCAGGCUCGUCCGCGUCACCCAUACUGGCCCGUAUCGUGGCCACGUUGGACGUGACCGCUCUCAGCAAACGCCUUCUUCACUUCGUCUCGCAUUAGGAAGCCGGUCGCUGUUGUAUCUCUUUUUUAAAGUUACCAUUUUUUUGUGCUAAUUUGCAUUUGUUUUUUCUAUUAUUGUAUUCUCUUAUUUUCUCUGUCGUGUUUUUUGUUUGUUUUCCUCCGUUUUUCUCUCUCUCUAUUUCCCUCCUCCUCAUCCUCCUCCUCCUUCUCCUUUACAAAUACCUAUUAUUUUUUUUUCAAUUUUCCGUUUUUAAUUUGUUUCGAUUUUGUUUGUCGUUUAUACUUACCUACUUCUCGCGACGCGACCAUAGUGAAAAGUGGAAAAGCGUUCGCCGCGGCGUUGAUUAUAAUAUUGCGCAUUUGUAUCGUGUACUUAUGUUAAUUAGUGCCUAGUACAUAUGUAUGUUUAAAAAUAUCGAAGCAGACUCGCGGACUGUCCAUCGCCGCGUGUUAUUCAAUACGUACUUAUAUAUAGACGUACCCCUUCUUACGAUGCUACGAUGCCCGAGGGUGAGAGAAUUCAUUUUUUGUUGCUAGUCAAUGAGAUAUUACACACAGUCGUGGUGCUGAUUGCGUGAUGUGGGUAUAAAAUACUGCAAACUGCAAGAGGAGGGAGGGGGGCUGAUACAGUCAUCACUCGAAUGUUAGUUUUUGGAAUUUCGGAAAAUUCGUUGCAAAAGGUUCCAUAGUUGAUGAUUAGCUCCCUCCAGAGAUAGAAUCUUCGUAAGAGUGAUUUCUGUGAAAAAUAAUUUCUGCAAAAUUUUAAGCAUCCGAAUUGAAAUUAAUUUCAGCUGCAAAGCCCCCCAAAAGUAGAUAUUCGAAAAAUAUUUUUGAAAAAAUUCAAGUCUCGGUUUUGGUCUAUUUUCAUCAGAUCUUUUGACUCCUCCAUCACGUGAUGAUGAAGAAAUUCAAAAAUUCGCCCAGCUGAAAUUUCAACUCGACAUUUCGAAACAUCGUCAACCGAAUUAUUGUCCAUUUUUUAACCAGAUGUGAAAUCGCUGGUCUAUAUACCUACAUAUAGAGGCACCUAAUAUCUUUGAAACAACUCUUGGGAAUGUUUUCAAAAAAGUAUUUACUAGAACCCAUGACACGUGGGACGAACCGCGCUGUGUUGCAUUUAGAGCCUAUAUACCUUUACCUACCUACCUAUCUAUAUAUUCGUAAGCAUACCAAAUUCGAGUGGCGCUUUGCCUCUGCAUCAUCACCACGUACCUACCUACCUACGAGUAAUUAUUAAUCAAUAUCUACCUUGUUCGUAGAUAUUUUAUCAACAUCUAGGUACCUAUACCUAUCGCAAAUAAUUAUGAUGAUUGGGUGGUGUAAAAUUUGAAAAAUUAUUGUCAAUUUCGUAAUUCGCGUCUCCUAUGUAGGUAUGAUAAUAACUACAUUACGUAUGUAUUACGAGUACGAUGUACCUAGACCUACCCAUUUACCUAUUUAUGACGAGUAUUUGAAGAAAUUUCUAUAUAAAAUUAAAAAUACGCAUAGCUGAGUCUUUUACGUGGUAUUAUUUUUAAUAAUAUAUAGGCUAUACUAUAAUACAUUACAACUUAAUGAAUCUCCUUUCAACGCUAUUAACAUUAUUCUAGUCCAAGUUAGAAAAAAUUUUUAUAAUUUUUUUCUUCUUCUUUGUUGUUUAGCGCGUGUUUUGUCGUGUUUGAUGACUCUUUUGUUUAUUGUUUUAUGUCGCAUUACCUCCUUAUAUAAGUAAUUAUUACCUACGUACAUUUAUUAUUUUAGAAUUUCUAAUCUAAUACGUUUCGAUUUUCCUUAUACAUUGUGUGAAUAAUACGCCCCCUCCCCCCUCCCCCCUCCCCUCUCCCCUCUCCCCUCUCUCCUCUUUCUUCGCAAUACUACAUAUCUAUCUAUCUCUUAUAUACGUUUGUUUGUUUUUUGUUUUUGUUUUUUUUGUUUCUUUUUUUUGGUUUGUUUUGUUUAUUAUUUUUUACAUCACUGUGGAACUAAUUUUUUUUAUCAUUAUUAAUUAUUACUUAUUAUUAUUAUUACCUACCACCUAUUCUUAUUAUUAUCUAGUAUUAUUCUACUACAUAUUAUUCUUCUAUUUCGUGUGCAAAUUUUGUAUUUUUUCCCGUUAGUAAGACGUAUAAUACCUAAUGAAGUAUUAUCUGCGUACCUACGUACGUUUUUGAAAACACUAAUUUUUGGAAGCGUUGCCGCGCGCCUAGCUACGAUAUCCUCGAAGAUACCUAUACCUAAAUAGAAAAGAAGCUUACCUAAUGUGAUAAAAAUAUACUUUUAUACGAGAUAAGUGAUAAGGUUUUUCAAUUUUCUCCCCUUUUUGUUGCGGUGUAAUGAAAAUCAAAAUUAUUGUUACGUUAAUUGUACAAAAUACGUACGUCUAUUCGAGAGUACCGUGUGUUCGAAAGGUUCCUGUCGUAACAGUUGAGAGAUUUAUAGCGUGCGAAUUCGUCGAGUUCAAUUUUUCAAGUUGACGUUAGUUACAGACUCGAGUAAAUUUUUAGGAAAUUAAAAAAUUGUACCACGCCGCCAUUUUGUAGGAAAAAUGAUUUGCUAUUUAAAAAUGAAAAAAAGUGCACUUUUUCUUCUUUCUUUUUUAAGCUCGCGUGUCUACUUCAAUUUUGAAACUAAAAAAAAAUGUAAGAAAAACCAACCUAUUUUGUAGGAAGUUUAAUCAAUCUUUGUUUUGAAAUUCAAAUCGUUACAUCUCCUUCGGUCUUGAGGAUGCAUAAAUGUGUACCUACUCGAAAUGUGUAAAAGACUUUUUUGUGGGAAAUUUAAUUUUAUACAAAAAAAGAUUUUCACUCAUUUUCAAUAACUUUAAAAAUAAAAGUGGGCAUGUCGAUUUGAAGAAAAACUUUUUUUUUUAAAUUUCAUCUUUGUCAAGUUCAAAUUGUGCACUUUUCAAAUGCUGGGUAUUUUUUUUUUUUUUUUUUUUUUUUUUUAAGGCUCACAUAAUUAAAGUUAGUUGAAAAGUACCUAAUGGUGACCUUUUUUCGUUGGAAAAUAAUUUUCCUACGAGAUUAAUCUAAUCAAAAUUAAUCGUUGUUGAAUAAUUCAUUCUAAAUUAUUCGGACGAAACAGCCUAUAAAUUAUGCUAAUGAGAAAAUUCUCACAAAGUUACGACUGGAAAUCGCUCGAUCAUCGUAUUAGGAAUUGUGUAACUGGCGAUGUGCUCGGUUGAAGCAAGAUUUUUUACAUAUCAUGAUCUAGAUACCUUUAUAGUUCGUAGAUAUACAUACAUACCUACAUCAUCUAUAAAGAUACCGUACCUACAUUUUUGCGGCUUUUUAGAAACGUCAAUUCUUCUUAAACGUUGAUGCUAACAAAAAUAAAUUUUUCAUUCUAACUUGAACUGGUUUAACCUAAACUUUACUGCAUUUACUCACUCUCGUGUGUACCUAUCACAUAAAAUAUCAAUUUAAUGUGCCGAGUUACCAAACAAUUCGUAGGUAGUUAUCGUGUUAAGAGAUGUUUUUCAACCAGAAAAAAAAUUUUUAAAAAUGUGGGAAAAUAGAACCACGAUUACCAAUUUUUAAAAAAUGUCGAUGAUUCGAACACGUUGCACAAAAUACGACCAAUUUUUUGUUUAUUUGUUUUGUUUUUUUAUUACUUGGUCGCGUACGCGUACGCGUACCUAUCUGAAAAAUGUUUCGCGUCGAUUUUUACGUACAAAAAAAUAAUGUGUUGUUUUUUAUGGAUGUUUUGAAAAGUAUAAUUAGGUAUUAGAAUGUAAGUUCCUAUUCUUUAAACAUAGUCUGCCCGCGAAUAAUAAGUCUGGCUUAUAUUCACACAAAACUACGCAAGUUAUUACCGCAUUUAUUAUGAUUACUUGGGGGGAAAAUUAAUUACGAGUAAUAGUGUACCAUUUUUUAUUUCGAGUAACCGCAUUAUUUGCUUUCGAACGUUUGAUUUUAUAAUUGAAAUUCUCGAUUUACAUUGUUAAGUACUUACAAUUAGUACUUGUUAUUAUGAAACCAUCGACGAGCAUUUCUGUCAUAAUUUGAAAAUUGAUUAUGUUGUGUAAAUAAUUAUACGUACGCGUUUUGACGAAUAGUGGAAUAAACAUGGCGACGUUCAUUACCAACGAUACUAAUAUUUUUAGGUACCUAACUUUACUAUUGUUAUCGUUAUUUCUAGCCUCGUACAUAAUAGAUUUUGCCAAUGCGGUAUUGCCGGUAUUAAACGUUAUUAGUAAAAUUUGCAAUAUUUUUAUAUCUACGCGAUGAGUCUGGAAUUAUAUGUACGUACGAUCAGUCGAGUAUAAAACGAGCUGGAAUAUCCUUAUAUUAUACAAAUACGAGUAUUAUAGGUACAUAGGUAUUUUAUUUUGUAUGACAUUGAAUUCGCUGUUUCUUCCAUAAUGUAUGUAGAACGUUUUGUGAUUAGAGAAAAACCUUCUUGUAUAAUUUUUUAUGUAUUAUACCUACCUAUGCAGUAAAUUGUAUCUAUAAAUACGUCAUACGUGUAAGAAUACGGUGUAGAGUCGACUUUGCUGUCAUAUUGCGUAGCCGACCACUUCUCCUCUCUCUAUGUGAAACCUUUCAUCAAACAGAGCAUCAAAACAGGUACGAGAAUUUUAGUAUUUUCUGGUACCAUUUUGCGAUAUUCGAACAAUAAGCAUUAAAUUUACACGAUUAAUAAUAAUAUAUACCUAGUGUGUUGAAUCAACGGGCAGCUUCGAAUUUCGAUGUAAUUGCCACAAUUUAUGUAAAAUUUGUAAAAUUAUUUUCUCAUCAAAUGGCUAUAUAGACUAGAUAUUGUGUUCCGCGUUGCGCGCCAUUUUUUUUUUUUUUUUUUUUUAAACAUGAAUAAGUGCGUUUUUUUUAUUCUAAACAUUGAUUAGAAAUUCGACAAAAGUAGCUCGUAGAUAUUGGAAGGUUGUCGAAUGAAAGGUUUCAUGGUAAUCAAAAAAGUCCCAGCCUUGCAUUAUGUGUUAAUUUAAAUCCGAAAAUGAUAUCAUUUUAACUAGAUCAAAUCUUUGCAUCGAAAAAAAUUGAUAAAUUUUUUCAUAUAGAUAUUUUAAAAUUUGGGAUUUCUUUUCAAAAAUCAAGUUCAAAAAAAAAAGAGUCAGAAACACUGAUGCUUGAUAAAAUGAGUUCAGUAUUUUUUUCAUAAUGUUAAUAAAUUAUCAUAAAAAAUUGAAAGUCAGACUGUGUUAAUUAAUUAGCGACCAAAGAUAUUAUCAUUAUUAUAGAAAUGUACAAACGAAAUGUAGCAUACGUUUGUCUCUUAUUUCAAAAUCUUCCAAAUAAGCUAAAACAUAAUUAGUGAUUAAAAAUCAUCCGUUAUCAUUCAUGAUUCAUUGUCCAGUGCCCAACCAAUCAAAAUUAGGCGAGAACUUGUAGAGUUAAAAUUUUUUUUUCCUGAAAUACAAAUUAAGUAUACCUAUUCUUAUUUAACGCUUCGUAAGUACCUACCUAAUAUUAAUAUUUUUUUCCUUCUUAUUUACUGUAGUAUAGGUAAUCGUGAUACCUACGUACAUUUUACUGUUACGUGAUUAAAAAAUUUCAAGCGUUGUCGGUUCGGUUGAACUGGUUGUAUCAAAGAAGUAGAGUAUUGCCCAUAUAUACGAGUAUCACGUUUGUACUGUCCGAGAAAGUAUUACGCGUAUGUAGCCUGCGCAAAGUGCCAUAGAAUUUUUUUUGUUAAAAUGUAUAAAUAAAAUGAUUCAGUAUUUAAUUUCUGUACAUAAUAAUUACGUAUGUAUUGUUAAGAAAACGAUGAUGUGCUUUUAUCGUUUUGUGUUUUUUUUUCUUGUAUGCAUGUAUUUGAGUUGAAUUACUUACUAUUCGUAUGUUUUUACAAUAUGAGAAAAAUUGUAACGUAGUAACUCUUAUUUUUAAUUAACGAUUUUCCGUAUUUUCUUUUUUCUGUCGUGUUUUUUUCUGUUUAUCUUUCUUUUUUUCUGUACAAAUGUUAUGAACAAUAAAUUCUUUGUUACAAAAAUUUA
Planococcus citri (citrus mealybug) is the source of this 9613-nucleotide messenger RNA. It is a transcript of the gene dnc, whose product is annotated as phosphodiesterase dunce. Gene Ontology annotation, biological process: signal transduction. Gene Ontology annotation, cellular component: nucleus; cytosol; perinuclear region of cytoplasm. Bases 1504 to 3564 code for a protein of 686 amino acids. Gene Ontology annotation, molecular function: 3',5'-cyclic-AMP phosphodiesterase activity. NCBI's taxonomy places the organism in Eukaryota, Metazoa, Arthropoda, Insecta, Hemiptera, Pseudococcidae. The record is from RefSeq and is a predicted model, not a curated record. The transcript has 17 exons.